AUGGAGAAUGAAACAAUCGUGGACAACAGUUUAAAUAAUAAAAGCAAUGUUAAUAAUAGCAAUAAUGAUAUAAAUAAUAGUAAAAGCAAUAAUAACAACACCAACACCAAUUAUAACAAUAAUCAUAAUAAUACCACCACCACAACAACAAUAAACAAAACAGAAGAAAAACAAAACGAUAGUCCAAAAGAUAGCGAAUUUGAAUUUUUGGACGAAUUAAAAGGUGUUGAUGACCAACAUCAUGUAUUUUCAUCAGAGGAUGAAAGUUAUACAAAUGGCAAUAAAAAAAGAAAACAAACAGAUACUCCAUUAUCACCCAAUCAAGAUUUAAAGAAAAGAUCUAUAACUUCACCAACAACCUCACCAACAACUUCAACAUCAACCUCAACCUCAACCUCAACUUCAACAUCAACUUCAACAAUUAUAAAUAAUAAUAAUAAUAAUUUAAAAGAUAAAACUAAAGAAGAGAUUGAAUUUAUAAAACAUAUUAGAUCACAAUUGGUUAAACCAAAGUUUUUAAAGGAUAAACCAAACUUUCCAUUGAGAUCAAGUGGAGGGAAUUGGAUAUUUGUUGGAAAAUUACCAAGUUUACAAUCGACAACUACUGACAACACUACAUUAAUGUCACCAAAUAAUGCCACCACAACUAAUGGUAGUAGUAGCAAUAUUUCAACAACAACAACAACUACAACAACAACAACACCAACUACAAAGAUCUUAUAUAGAGUGAACGGAUUUUUAAGCGAUAAUGAAACCAUUGACUCGAUCGAAAUCAACUUUGGUGAUCCAAGAGAUAGAUAUGAAAUUGAAAGAUUACAUUCUUCUAGAAUUAAUAAUCCUUUUGAAUUACCUUGUGUUUCUUUUAAAAAUCCUUUAUUUAUUAAAUCAAAUAUAGCUAAAGAUAUUGGAAUUUCAAACGAAUAUGGAGGAAUGAAUGAUUCAUUUGAAUUUAGUAAUCAACCUCCACCACCUUCACCACCACCCCCACCACCUCCAACUUUACCACCCCCACCACCUCCAACUUUACCACCACAACACUCACUAGAACAACAAAGUACGAAACAACAAAUAUUUACUCAACAACAACAACAACAACAACAACAACAACAACAACAACAACAACAACAACAACAACAACAACAACAACAACAACAACAACAACAACAACAACAACAAAUACCAAAAAUAAACCAACAACAUUACAGCACUCAACCAUCUGUUUUGAUUGAUGAUAUAUAUGAUCCAAGUAAUCCAACAGAGCCAAUUUCUCCUCAUCAAGACCAUUAUCCAAAUUUUAUAUUUUCCAAGUUACAACGUUAUGAACAUUUACCUACUAGAAAUCCUAUUUCACAAUAUGAUUAUAGAGAUAGGCCUAGAGAUUGGGAAAGAGAUAGGGAUAGAGAUUGGGAAAGAGAUAGAGAUUGGGAAAGAGAUAGAGAUAGAGAAAGAGACAGAGAUAGAGACAGAGAUUGGGAAAGAGAUAGAGAUUGGGAAAGAGAUAGAGAUUGGGAAAGAGACAGAGAUAGAGACAGAGAUUGGGAAAGAGACAGAGAUAGAGAUUGGGAAAGAGAUAGAGACAGGGAUUGGGAAAGAGAUAGGGAAAGAGAUAGGGAUAGAUAUGAUCGUCAAACAAACUUUUCACCAGCACCACAAUCAACUACUACUUCUGCUUCUACCUCCAGCACCACUUCUAGUACUGAUAAAAAUAGUAAUAAUACAACAUCUACUUCAGUUUCUGCAACAACAUCAACAACUAAAAGGAAAUCUAAAUUUAGUGAACCAAUUGAACCAUCACCAUUUGCAAUUCAAAUUCCAAGGGAUAAUAUAAAAAUAAAUGGUAAUCUCAUAAACAAUAGUAGUAGUAGUAGUAGUAGUGGCAAUAAUAAUAAUAAUAAUAAUAAUAAUAAUAAUAAUAAUAAUAAUAAUAAUAAUAAUAAUAAUAAUAAUAAUAAUAAUAAUAAUAACAGCAACAACAAUAAUAAUAAUAGCGAUGUAAAAGAUAUAAAAGAUAAAUUAUUAAAACAGUUUAAAAUCUAUGACCCAGUUAAUGUAUAUAUGGAUGAAAGUUAUUGGUAUAUUGAUUUUAGAUCAUCAGAAUCAAGAGAGCGUGCAAUACAAGUAUUGAAUGGAUCAUUUAUAGAUACUUGGAAAUUAAAUGUAGAUAAUAAAAAAACCAAUACAAUCAAUGAGGAAUUACAAAAACAAAAACAACUUGAAAACGACAGUAACAAUAACAAACCAAACAACUUUAAUCUACUUGAAAAUGAAAGAUCAUUAAAAGAGAUUUGUAAAUUAUUAGUAGCAACAGAAUUACUUUCUACCUCUUCAAAAGAUAUUUCAAAAAAUUUUAUUGAGGCUGAAAUACUUAAAACAAUUAAAUUAUUGGAUUCUCAAAGAAUUGAUCCUUUAACUCAAAAUAGUACAAUUAUAAAUAAUACUACAAAUACCACUACUUCAAAUAUUAAUAAUACUAGUAAUAAUACAACAGUAACACCAAUAGUAACACCAAAAUCAAUAAUAUCAGCACCAACAUCUAGAGAUAGUCCUAGAGGAGGAAGAUCAUCAUCAACAACAACAAAGAAACCAUCGAAAUUAGAUUUGAAUGGUAGUGGCGUACCACCAACCUUAAAGAAAUUAGACACAAUUAAACAACAGCAACAACCACAACCACCAUUAUCGCCAUUAAAGAGACCACCUAAAAGUCAUUUCUAUAGUGAUAGUGAAGAUGAUGGAAAUAAUAAUAAUGAUGACGAUGACGAUGAUGACGAUGACGAGGACGAUGAUUUCGAUCAAGAAUUAUCACCACUUCACUCUUCAAGAGAUAGUAAAAAGAAUAUAAAAUCAAUCAUUAAAAAGAAACCAAUCUAUUCUGAUGAUGACGAUGAUCAUUAUCAUCAUCAUAAUCAUCAUCAUAACCAUCAUCAUCAUCAUCAUCAUGAUCGUAGUGAAGUUGAACUUUAUAAUGAAAGUGAUUUACAAGUAGAUGUUUUAGAUAGUGAUAAUGAAAAUCAAGAUGAAAGUGAUUAUCAUAAAUCAUCAGAUAACUUUGGUCAUGUAGAGUUAUCUGAUGAUGAUAAUGAAUUUGAUUCUUUAGAUACUGAUCAAGAUUUAUAUGAUACUGAAGAAAAUGAUAAUGGAAAGAAAUCAAAUAAAAGACCUAGAAAAUCAAAAUUCAAUGGUAAAUCAAAGAAACCUACCACCACCACUUCAACAACAACAACGGCAACUAAAUCAAAAGGUAGAUCAAAAAAAACUACUAUUACCACACCAACUCAUAAUAUACCAGUUCUCGAUGAAAUUCAAAGUAAUUUAGAUGAUGAAGAUGCUUCAUAUGUUAGUAUGGUUAUGGCUGCUGAUAAAGAUAUUAAACUUUUAUUUUCUACAAAAUCUGAGGAAGGUUUUGAAGAUUCUUCACAAGAAAUAUUAUCAACACCAACUAGAACUAAACCAUCAAGAAAUAGAAAAGAAAGAAACUUACCUUUCUUGGAUGAAGAAGAUGAUGAAUCAUUUAAACAAUUACCACAACCACAACAAAAACAAGAAAAACAAGAAAAACAUGAACAUAAACUUAAAAAUAAAGAAUUAAAACAAAAAAAUAAUGAAGUUAUUAUAAAUAAAACAGAAGAACAUUUUAGUGAAAAUCUUAAUGGUGAUAAUAAUAAUAAUAAUGAUAAAAGUGAAAAUGAAAAUGAAAAUGAAAAUGAAAAUAAAAAUGAAAAUGAAAAUGAUAAUAAUAAUUUAAAUACAAGUAUUGAUAAUAUAAAUGGAGUUGAAAGACGUAGUAUUACAGGAUGUGCACGUUCAGAAGGUUAUACUAGAAGCGAUAUUCAAAAACUAUUUAAGAGAAAACAAGUUGCACCAACUGGUAAAAGAGGUGCUGCAUCAAGUGCUAGUAGUGGUAGUAAUUCAUCAUCCUCCUCAACAGCAGAAUCAUUUGAAACUGGUGGUAAUUUAUCUAAAUCAGCAAGAUCAUCAAGAUUUGAUAAUAGAGGAUUUGGUAGUGAUCCAAUUACAUUGGCAUCAUUAAAAUCAAGAAGAAAGAGAAUUAAAUUUGAACGUUCAGAUAUUCAUGAUUGGGGUUUAUUUGCAAUGGAAACUAUUAGUGCAAAGGAUAUGGUAAUCGAAUAUAUUGGUGAAGUGAUUCGUCAAAAGGUUGCAGAUGAAAGAGAGAAACGUUAUGUUAAAAAAGGUAUUGGUAGUAGUUAUCUAUUUAGAGUCGAUGAUGAUACAAUCAUCGAUGCUACAUUCAAGGGUAAUCUAGCAAGAUUCAUCAAUCAUUGUUGUGACCCAAAUUGUAUUGCAAAAGUGCUCACUAUUGGAAAUCAAAAGAAAAUUAUCAUUUACGCAAAACGUGACAUUAACAUUGGUGAAGAAAUUACUUACGAUUAUAAAUUCCCAAUUGAGGAUGUUAAAAUUCCUUGUUUAUGUAAAUCUCCAAAAUGUAGACAAACUUUAAAUUAA
Molecule: messenger RNA, 4461 nt
Organism: Dictyostelium discoideum AX4
Lineage: Eukaryota; Evosea; Eumycetozoa; Dictyosteliales; Dictyosteliaceae
Gene: set1
Product: SET domain-containing protein
Exons: 3
Coding region: 1-4461 (1486 amino acids)
Cellular component (GO): chromosome; nucleus
Molecular function (GO): nucleic acid binding; histone H3K4 methyltransferase activity; histone H3K4 trimethyltransferase activity
Source: RefSeq, a predicted model, not a curated record